UCAUGGCUUCAUGUUUUCAAUGUUUUGGUUUUGUAUCUUUAUGUUAUCAUUUUACAACUCAGGUUUUUACAUGAUCUUUAAUUCUGGUAAUUUUCUAAAUGUUCCUCCAGCAGGGGGCGCCAUAUGCUGACGUUAUGUGACGUAGAGCUGUAUGUAAAUGAGGAGGCGGACCAGAACAAAGUCUGUGGUCCAAAUCUGUCUCUUAAUUUCAGUAAAAAAAAACCACAAUCAGUGUUUGAGUCAGAAUAUUAGACGGAUUACUGAGACGGUUUUGGUUUAAAGUAAUUACCGUUUGACAAACGGCUCAUGACUUCAGGAAGCUGGUGCAGCGCCACCUUGUGCUGGUGGACAGUUAUGCUUUUCUAUCAGAAAAUAAACCGAAGACAUUAAUGCAGCUUAAUGGGAAAAAAGUAUUAGACAAAUACUUGAAAUUUAGUUUUUAAAUUUCUAAAAUAAAGCAAAUAAUGGCCAAAUGUAAUAUAAACAAGUUAGAUGGUCACCAAGAGAGGUUGGCAGGUUAAAACCCAAAUUUAACCUUCACAAUCCAAGAAAAUCUUAAUAAAAGUGGAUAUAUUUACUCGCCUGAGUUAAGGCGAUGUAAACUUAUUCGCACAAUCUAGUAGUGGAUAAUAUUCCCAGAACCAGUCUGAGUGUGAUGAUGGCAUCCAGGAAAAAAAAUGAAGCCAAAAUAAAAUCUACAGAAAAAAUAGUUUCUGUAGAUUAGAAACUGUUAUAAACUGUUUCUAAUCUGCAGCGGAGAUUGUAUUUUAUGAUUCAUAUCUGUGUUAAUUAUUAACGUUUGCACAAUAUUUUAAAGCCUCUGUCCUAGUUUAAUGUGUUUAUUACCAGACAGAACAGAUCAAACUGAACCAGCGUUGUUGGGAGGUCAAAGGUGGAAGUGCUCCUGAUUUCCAAAACGAAGAAAUGUUUAACUAACUCACCUUUGGCUCACAGAGCUCAGCGAACAUCAUCCACUUCCUAUGAAAACCUGCAUCCUGACUGCCAGGAGCUCCCAUGUUUAAAUCCACGGUCAGCAUCUGUAAAUCCCACUGGAGUAACCCUUUCAAUGCCACUGCAACUGGCCAAUAACACAAAUUUAUCUGGAAUUUAUAUCAGAAACUAAAAGUUGCCUCUUUUCUUUACCAUCAAUAUUCAUAAUCCAGUUAUGAACCUGAUGGGUUUAAUGACUUUACUCUGCUGCAGCUGUGAGCUGAUGCACAAACACAGACCCAGAUCAACAAACCAUCACUGGAAGAGCGUGGGUUGGGAAUAUAUGGCAAGACAUUUAUAUAUUUAUUCUUGCAAUUAGCCACAUAUUCUUUUUUUCUUUUUACAAAUUUAAAACUAGUUUAAACUUUUGCCCAAACUAACUCAAUAUUCUGCUACCACCAAACUCGCAGGUAUUUAGAUGAAAAAGCUGAACACGGUUUACAUUUCAGUUAAGUUGUUACAUUUUAAAGAUGCAGAUUGGUGCACACAUGGAGGGCUCACCAGUAAACUGGUGGACGUUGUUUGCUUUUGCUAGUUUUAAAUGUCGAUCAUUUUCAUCUCAUUAGCCCAAGUCAGUGUCAGAUAGUCAGGACUUUUACUAGUAAACAUUUUGUGAACUUCAUGGAGGAAAAGUUCUACUAAGCCAGAGUGAUGAACUAGUAUCUCUAAAAGUAUUUUCAACUAGUUUAUCAAAAUGUUAAAGGUGCAGAGGUGAUAAGUGCACCAGGAAGAUUUACCUUGUACAGUGUAGUUUAGACUAAUAGAGAUGAAUGAUGACUGACACCAAGGACAAUGAGUAAAUCUAGAAACGUGUUGCCAUAGCCUGAGUUUGCUGAACCUGUCUGGGCUGCUCUGUGUCACGUGACCGUGGCUGUUUGCACUAAACACUGGACGUAAAAUGUGACAGGAUGUUGAGUUUGAUUCAAUAAGUUUCAGCAUGUUUUAGAAGCUGAGGAACUGCUUGAUUAAUCGAUGAUGUGAAGAACUUCAGACCAAAAUCUGCAGAUGCUACAAAGUUUUGAUCUUUAACUGGUGAGUUCAACUUUGUUAAAAGUACAGAAAUCUUUUAACUGACUAAACCUCAUCAUUGUAUUCUCUCCAGAAGCACAGAGCAUGUCAUGAAUUUUAUAUCCUGGAAGGUUUAUUUAUAUGGAAAUAAUCAGUAAAAGACCCACAGAGAGUAAAGACCAGAAGCCUUUUCUCAACCUUUUUACAUUUUGCUCCCUUAGCUGUAAUGUUCACACGGUGAGGAAGGAAGUGGUUUGAUGAGAGCAGGACUGGUUGUAUUUCUAAGAAGCAUCAUGUAAAUGAUUAUAUUCUGUAUGUUACGAUCCACUCUGUCCAGAAAAACCAAUGCAGAAUUUGUUUAUGCACCAUUGCUAGAAUGUACAUGAAGUGAGUCUGAACGAUGCGGUGUCGUAAAACCCAGACCGGAAAGACCAUCUGGGGCAUCUAUAUGUGAAGUUUUUAACGUUCUGCUGUUUGAUUCAGGCCUCACACAUGAAGACAGAUUUAUUCUGCUAGCAGUGGGGAGACAUUAUGAAACUUAAAGCGCACAAAACGUUUCAGGGAUCUCAUUUCUAAAGGUGGCAUAAGAACAAAACACUGGCUGGAAAUGGUGAGAGAGCAUGUCUGAAUAACAAUGGCAGCAAUGCCUAGUUAGUUUCUAACAGUUCUCCUAAAAGUAAUAAAAAAAAUAAUGCAUUUUAAUCAGACGGUGUCUUUCAGGACAUUUCUAAUUCUACAUGUGAUUAUUCACAUGACUGAUGAACACAGCAGAGCUCCCAGUCUUGGUAACGUCUGAAACUGAAGGCUGACCAGCAAAAACAGGAAGCCACUCAGUCUCACCACUAAGAAGAAACUAUGACACGAAGACAACAGGAUCUGUUUUCCAUUAGACCAGCUGUGGUUUGCUUUCAAAUACCUCCUUGAUAUACAUACACCUGCUAUGAGUCAAAGCUUUUAUGCAACCUGAAGCUGAAGUUUAAAAUUUAAAAACGAACAAAUGCUAAAAUCAAACUAUUUGAUCUGUGUUCAGCAGGACCCAAUGGCUCUGAAACAAAUACUGUUUGAGACCCUACAGCAGCUGGGAGAUGAAGAAUUUCGUAGCUUUAAAUGGUUCUUGCAGCAGUCAGACGAGCUCGAUGGUCUUCCAGUCAUCCCAAAGAGUUAUCUGGAGAACGCAGACCGACAGGAGACGGUGGAUCAGAUGGUGCAGAAGUACAACCACUGGGCUGUGCAGGUGCUGAAGAAGAACCUCCAGAAGAUCUACAGAAAUGACCUCCAGGAUCAGUUAUCAAACAUCCACAGAACUGCGCAAGACAUGGAAAAUCCACAAUCCGUUGGAAACCACAAAGAAAGGCUGCAAUCAAACCUCCAGGACACAUUCAGGUGUAGACAUGAAGGGUGGACCUCAAAAAGGAAUACAGUCAGUUUAGACGAAGCCUACACUGAGCCGUGUAUCACAGCAGGAGACCAGCCUGCCUCCAGGUUCAUCAGAAGGAUUGAAAUGGCAUUUGGAGAGCCUUCUGAACCAAAAAUCAGCAACAUAUUCACACACCCGUCAGGAACAAAGACAAACAUCAGAACAGUGAUGACCAGCGGAGAGGCAGGAAUGGGAAAAACCUUCUUGGUUCACAAAUUUGUUCUUGACUGGACAGAAAACAGAACCAGUCAGGAUGUUCAUCUGAUAUUUCCCCUCAUGCUUAACCUGGUGAAUUUCCCAAGGCAGGAGACACUCAGUCUGUCUGAACUGAUCCACACAUGUAUUCCUGAAACUGUACACAUGGCAAAGGAGGAACUCAACCGCAUCUUCAUAUCACUGCAGACAUCAGGAAACUCUAAUUUUGAUAAGAGUGAAUAUAAAAUCAUUUUUGUACUGGAUGGGCUGGAUGUGAGCCAACUUCCACUGGACUUCAGUGCUGCAGAAAAACUGCCUGUUGAUGUGACCAAAGCUGCUCCAGUGGAAACGCUGGUGACGAACCUGAUUCGAGGGCAUCUGCUUCCCUCGGCUCGCCUCUGGAUCACCAUGCGACCUUCAGGCGCUGGCCAGAUUCCUCCUGAAUUCAUCGACAUGGAAACAGAGCUCCGAGGUUUCUCUGAGCAACAGAAGGAAAAGUACUUCAGAAAGAAAUUCAGAGACAAAGAGCAGGCCCACAGGGUCGUCUCUCACAUCAGGAUGUCACCAAGCCUGCAGUACAUGUGCCAUCUCCCAGUCUUCUGCUGGAUCACUGCUGGAGUUCUGCAGGAUGUGUUAAAGACCAGCACUGGAGGAGAACUGCCCAGUACUUUAACUGGGAUUUACAUUGAGAUCCUCAUGGCUCAGAUCCAAACCAUGAAACAAAAGUUUGGCAAACCAAAAAGUUUAAAUUACCUCAAGACUUUGACGAAACUUGCUUUCAACCAGCUAGAAAAUGGUGGCCUGUCAUUUUCUGUGGAAAGCAUAAAGGAGGACGAUGUUAAGAGCUUUGAUGAUUUUUCUGUAUAUCCAGAAGUAUUCUCACAGUUCUUCAAGGAGGAGCAUUGUCUGAAAAUGAAUGGAAAGAGAGUGUUUAGCUUCCUCCAUUGGAGCAUAGUAGAGUUUCUGGCUGCUCUGUUUGUCGUCUCGCGCAUUAGAAACAAACCAAAAAACACUUUCCGAAUUCCAGGUUUCGUUUACAGCCAAAAGCAUCCACAGGAGCCCUUCUAUGAAUUCAUCGACAAAGCCGUAAAGAGUUCAGAUGGACACCUGGACACAUUUCUUCGCUUUCUCCUUGGUCUUUCUCUGCAAAGAAAUCAGCUUCAUCUUGAAGAUCUACUGCCACAGACAGGAAGUAGCUCACAGAGCAGACAGCUAACUGUUGAUCGUGUUAAAAAUAAAAUCAGAAACAGUCCUUCUCCAGAACGAAAAAUCUCUCUAUUCCCAUGCCUGAAUGAGCUGAUGGACGGUUCUCCAGUCGAUGAGGUCCAGCAGUUCCUGAAAUCAGAAACAGGAUUUGUGGAUGAACUGUCUCCUUCUCAUUGGUCAGCGCUGGUCUUCAUAUUACUUUCAUCACUAAAAGAUCGACAUGUGUUUGACCUGAAGAAAUACCUCCCUUCAGAAAAGAUUCUCCUUGCUCUCCUGCCAGUGGUUAAAACCUCCAAGACAUCACUGCUGACUGGCUGUAGCCUUUCAGAGAGAAGUUGUGCAGCUCUGUCCUCAGUCUUUAGCUGUCAGUCCUGUAGUCUGAGAAAGCUGGACCUGAGUAACAACGACCUCAGAGAUUCAGGAGUGGAGCUGCUGGCUGCUGGGCUGAAGAGUCCUCACUGUAAACUGGAAACUCUCAGGCUUAUCUGCUGUAACUUGUCAAAGGGAAGCUGUGGAGCUCUGUCCUCAGUUCUUGGAUCAGAGUCCUGUAGCCUUGAAGAGCUGGACCUGAGCAGCAAUGACCUGCAGGAUUCAGGAUUGGAGCUCCUAUCAGCAGGACUCAGCAGUCCACAUUGUAAACUGGAGACACUAAGGGUCCGUGACUGUAAGCUGUCAGAAGAUAUUUGUGAAGCCCUCACGCUGUUGGAGUUACGUAGUCUGAGACAACUGGACCUGAGGAACAACGAGCUGGGGCCAUCAGGACAGGAGUUGUGUCAAACAUGUACACAAAUAACUAUUUGGACUCAUAACAUCUCUCUGAGAGGAAUGAUCUCUAAAAGUGUUCUGAUCCAGUCAGGAUGUCCUUCUGUCUAUCAGCUCACAGUAAAAAAAGAGAAGUCUGGACCUUUGACCCGAGUCAUUGUUGGUGAGAAAAAAAUGGAUGCGAUGAACAGAAAAAUUGUACUUAUUGGUGAAGCGAGAGCAGAAAAAUGUGCUGUGAUAGACGCCCUGUUGAACUACAUCAUAGGAGUGAGGUUUGAUGAUGAAGUCUGGUUCCGGGUCACAGAGGAGGAAGGACAUCAGGCAACAGAUGUGAUGAUUUAUGAGAUCUUUGGUUUUGAAGAUAAAUCUCUGCCCUUCCCUCUGACCAUCAUUGAUGCUGGACAUGAAGGCAUUGAGAGAGAUGCCGUUAUCAGAGAACGGUUAUCAGACUUCCUGCAGGUGGAGGACAGAGCAGCAGCUGUUGUGUGCCUGGUGCUGAAUGCAGGUGACGGUCUGCAGAGCAGCCGACUGAAGCACACGUACGACUCAGUCAUGACCCUGUUUGCAGAACAAGAGGACAAAUGCACAGUCAUUUUAACCACAAACUCAGAUGGACAAAAUCACAGCAACAUAAUGCAAGAUCUGGAAACUACACACAUUAAAUUUCUUAGAAAUGAAAAGAAGGAACCAUUUUAUUUCCUGUUUAAUAACCGGCAGCAUGAAGACCGGACUGGAAAUACAGACGAGCUGGAGCAGGCUUAUAAAUUAUCAGAGAGGGAACUCUGGAAGUUCACAGCUUUCCUAAAAGAAGCUGAAGGUCGAAUGGUUUUGGCAGCAGUUGAAGAGUUUCAUGACCACGGCCGACUUAAAGCUUGCAUCCAGAACCUGCAGGACAGAAUCCAGCUGACGGAUUUAAAGGUAGCAGAACUCAAACAGAUUCAAAAAGCUCUACAGAACCAUGCAGAAGAGAAGAAAAGCAAUGAAAGCUUCUCUGUAGAAAUGGAUGAAGUCUAUAAAGAUACAGAACACAUCAAUGGUGGGACGUGGCUGUGGUUUUUUUAUAACGGCGCCCUCUGCUGCACCGUCUGUGAAGAAAACUGUCAUUAUCCUGGAUGCACAGUCGCCAAGACACCAGAAGACUGUGAGGUGAUAAAAGACGGUUUCUGUGCUGUUUGUACCAACAAGUGUCCCGUUUCAGCUCACGUGAAAGAAGAGUGGAGGUAUGUGACCAAAACAAAAAGAGUUGAGAUGACGCUUCUGGAUGUGACGAAGAAGUACGAAAGGAAUGAGACGGAAAGUGAGAACAGUAUCAGCCUUUUAGAUCAUCUGGAAGAGGAAAUAAAACACCAGAAAGCAAAGAAGUCCCAGAUCAUUGAUGAGAUCUACAAACAUGUUGUCAGACUGCAGCAGAUUGACCUGAAGGAGGAUCCAGCAUCUGAAUAUCUGGACCUACUGACAGAAAAUGGAGACACAGAGAUGCUGCUGAGACUGGAGGGUCUGAGAAAACAAGACGAUGAUCAAAAUACUGAAUGAGCAGCUGGAAGGUUCUGGUUCUGAUCCGUUCAUUUACUGCUGGCAAGUAAAACCAUAACAAGUAUUAAUAGAAUUAUGUUCCAUUUUAACAAGUUACCCGUCAAAAGUUUACAAUGUCUCAGAGUGGAAGAAAUAGAAGAAUACCAAAUAUUAUAUGUCAUGUCUGGAAAGUUUCGCUGAGAUGAUUUUGCAGUGAAAAUCUUUCUCUUGAGUUUCUUCUAUGCAGUGUGUUGGAAUAAAGAACUGAAAUCUA
Molecule: messenger RNA, 7364 nt
Organism: Poecilia reticulata (guppy)
Lineage: Eukaryota; Metazoa; Chordata; Actinopteri; Cyprinodontiformes; Poeciliidae
Source: RefSeq, a predicted model, not a curated record